Molecule: messenger RNA, 2885 nt
Organism: Siniperca chuatsi (mandarin fish)
Lineage: Eukaryota; Metazoa; Chordata; Actinopteri; Centrarchiformes; Sinipercidae
Exons: 21
Coding region: 127-2853 (908 amino acids)
Source: RefSeq, a predicted model, not a curated record
UGUGUGUGGUUGUAUUUGUUGAGCAGGAACCUCCCUUGACCUGCCCAAAGGGUUGGCCUAUAGAGUUUAUAUUAAAAACUGCAAAAACAAGGAUUAUAUGGUUACCUGUUUUCUACCUCUUGUGCCAUGGGUUGUUUAGUUGAAUUGAGGUGGUUUAUUCUCCUGAUAGCAGCUGUAAACCUAGAGGCUCAAAAGAAGCCCUCUAUAAAUAUCAGCCCAAAAUGCCUAGGGAACGUCAUGCGUGUAGAUGUCGGUCCACUUGCAGGAAAUCUUCUUGAAGUUGGUGUUGUCGUUAAUAACUCUGCCAUCCUUCUUACACCAAGUUUAGCUUCUCAGUGUGGCUUCAGUAUGAAGAUAUACCAGCUGGAGAACACCAUGAUUUAUGCCUCCCUUCAAAACUGUUUUGCUCAAAAUAUGGAAGAUAAAGCCUUCACAACAACAUUAAAUCUUCGACUGCACGGGAACCAGAUGGUUAAAGAAGAGCUGUACCAGGUGGCUGAAACCUGCCACUACAGUGCCUGGGCCUCCAGGGAAAUUGUCUGUAGCAGCAACUAUAUGGAGGUGUCUGUGAAAAGGGCAGCUCCAGGUGAUUAUGUCCUGCCUGAACAUCCCGUCCCAAGAGCUAAUUCAAAGCUUGGUGAUCCUCGACGAGCUGCUGAGAAACAGCCCAUAGAAGCAGGAUUCAAAAUCACGACAGUCAUGUUCUUUACUCCUGAGGAGAAGAUUAUGACGGUGGCUGAGGCCCAGAGAAGUGGUUAUGGGAUAGCAAACACUGCUACAAGGCUGCUCCUGAGAAGUCCAAAGACUUCACCUGAAACAUAUACCCAGAAUGUGGCAGGGGUGCCUAUGACUGUGCUCAAAACUUCAACAAUAUUUGAAAAGAAGUGGCUGGCAACUCAAAUCGAUGCAGCAGCUGCUUGUCCGACACUGGAGGGUAGUGUUUUCUUCAGUCCAAACUCAAUCAGCUGGUUCCUGCCCAGGCACAUUGACCCUCUGAUUUCAUCUGGCCAGUUUCAACUGUUGGAGGUGCACAUGGGCGUUGAUGGCCAGAGGCUCGACGCUGCUGAGAUGGCUGCCAGACAAUACACUCUGUCUGUCGGCGACAUACACAUAGUCAUUGAAAUUCCUAUUGGGGCUGUCGGUGGCUACUUUAAGAGUCAUAUUCAGGAUGAUCAGUACCUCACUUCUUAUACGAUAGAGCCGAUGCUUGAGUUGCUCUGGACUGAAGACUCCACUCAGGAGGACACACGAUACAAAGUCCUCUUCCCCAUCACAACACCAUUAAUGUCUCGACCUCCGCAAGUUAGAGACAACACUGUUCCCGAGGAAGGAGUAUUUAAAGUGCUGCUUGGGCCUUUUGGCUCUGAUGUGGCACUAAUGAACAUUACCUUCUCCUCUGAGGUUUUGUCCGUGGCGGACUGCAAUGUCAGAGGCUUUAACGUCCUGGAGCACAUGUUCCCUAACAGCAGCUCGAAGGCCUUCACAGUUGAAGUGCCUUUCACGGACCGUGCCGUACUGCAAACGAGAGAAAUGGGAAUAACUGUCUACUCUCUUCACAUGACCUUUGGCUUGGUGGUCCUGCCAGAGUUUGCUCUGUUUUCUCACACUGCUUAUUUGGAAGCUAAAUUAGUAGACAUAGUUCCUCCCUUUGUCUCUGGUGGCUGCGAUUAUCAAAACUUCUACGUCCUCGUGAAAUACGGGACCCACGGCUUCAACUUUCAGACCAUGGUGGGAAAACAAAUGCUGACCCCAGGCCUGGCCCAGCAGUACGGCCUCACAGAGAACGGAACACACUUCAGUUUUGCCGUGCCGUUUUCAGCCCACGAUGUUGUGUUUGAGGCUGUUGAGUCGUCGUCAAUCAGGAGCAGACUCGAUGUGGUUUUGAAGAAUCCGGAAACUAACGAGAAUAUCAAAGAAUUCUCUGUGGCUUGCAAUUUCCUCUCAACACUGACUGAGUGUUUCUCUAAUGGCACCAUGACGGCUCUGGCUGUGAAACUAGAGUCGGUUCCUGGUCUGAACACCAGUCAGCUCACCCUCAAAGACCCCACCUGUGGUCCCUCCUACAGUGACGACCGCUAUGCUUAUUUUGUUUUCACUGGGAGCUCCUGUGGGACAACCAGAAAGUUUUUGUCCAAUGUGAUGCUGUAUGAAAAUGAAAUCUCUCUGCCCGACGAAAUGGAAAUUAAAAGGGAAUUGACGUCAGACGAGCCGGUGUAUGAGUUAAAGGUUUCUUGUUAUUAUGACAUCAACAAAACCCAGGCUGUGGCUUUCCACACCAGACCUCGCAGGAGUGAACCAUAUGCUGAAAAUGCAAGAGGCGAACUGCAAGUUGUAAUGAGACUUGCUCUGGACGACUCCUACAGCGUGUUUCACAGAGUUGAGGAUUAUCCCAUAGCAAAGUACCUACAACAGCCGCUGUAUUUUGAGGUGGAACUGCUGAUGAAGUCUAAAAACCCUAAACUAUCACUGGAGCUGGAGAACUGCUGGGCGACACUGGAUGAGGACAGGAUGUCACAACCCAGAUGGAACCUCAUCAUUAAUGGCUGUGUAAACCCAGUGGACCCGCACCAGGUGAUUUUCCAUCCUGUUUGGGCCGAUGCCAGAGUUCAGAAUCCUUCUCACUUAAAGCGCUUUGAGGUCCAGAUGUUUGCCUUCGCCGAAGACAAAGAUAACUUGAGUCGCCAGCUCUUUGUCCACUGUGAUGUGGUGAUCUGUGAUGCCAGAAAUAAUCUGGGUGGAGUCUGUAGGGGGCAGUGUUCAAACCAGGAAAACAAGAUAAAAAGUCAAAGACGUGCUGUUUCUGAUGACCACAGUUUCAAACACAUGUCAUCAGGACCUAUACUUAUAAGUUAACAAAUCCUAAUAAAUGUGUUUUUUAACAAGAA